AUGGCACGGCAAGUAAUAUUUUUAUAUUUUUCUUUCUGUUUUGUGGCUGCUUCCGAUUUGCUUUAUUAUUCAGUUCUAGAAGAGAUAAAGCAAAAUUAUGUUGUGGGAAAUGUUGCAAAAGAUUUGAAAUUAACUAAGAAUGAGCUAGAAAUGAGAAAAUUAAGGAUUGUUUCUCAUAAAAAUGUGAAUUAUUUAAAUAUCAGUUCAGAAAAUGGUAAUAUAUAUGUCAUUAGAAGAAUAGACAGAGAAGAGUUAUGUGGAUCAGAAAUGAAUUGCUUUCUGGAUCUAGAGAUUCUGGCUGAAAAUCCAGUAAAUGUUUAUCCUGUUAGGAUUGAGAUUCAAGAUAUAAAUGACAAUUCCCCAUGUUUCUCAAAGGACAUUUUUGAUAUUGGAAUAAGUGAGUCAACUUCCCCAGGAGCCCGUUUUGUCCUCGGAAAUGCUCUUGACCAGGAUUCAGGCACCAAUUCUUUGCAAAACUAUGAGCUUAGUCAAAAUGCAGAUUUUGAAUUAGCUGAAAAAACACUCAGUGAAGAGAAUAAAUACGUAGAACUUAUUUUAAAGCAGCACCUAGAUCGUGAAAAACAACAGAAAUAUAGUUUAACUUUAACAGCUUCUGAUGGAGGAAAGCCUGUAAAAACUGGAACUGCUACUAUCCAAAUUGAAGUACAAGAUGUAAAUGACAAUUAUCCUGUUUUCAGCCAAAAAAUAUAUCGAAUCAAUUUAAAUGAAAAUUCUCCACCUUGCUCACUAGUUAUUCAACUAAAUGCUACUGAUAAAGAUGAGGGUUCCAAUGCAGAUAUCACAUAUUCAUUUAGUCAUAUUCGCGAAAAUGCACGCCAGGUAUUUACUUUAGAUUCCCAAACUGGAGUCAUUAAAACUAAUCAGGAAUUGGAUUACGAAUCAACAAGAAGUUAUGAGGCCACUGUUGAAGCUAAAGACGGGGGAGGCUUAGCUGCACAAUGUACUGUAUUCAUACAGAUUGUGGACAUUAAUGACAAUGCACCUGAGAUAUCUCUUGCAUCCAUAUAUACACCAGUUCCAGAGGAUUCCCCACCUGGAACACUUCUGGCAUUAAUUAAUGUCAAAGACAUAGAUUCUGGAGAAAAUGGGGAAGUGAUAUGCCAAAUCAGAGAUACUCCAGCAUUCAAACUGAUGGCAUCAUCUAAUCAUUAUUACAAACUUGUAACAGCAGGUCCUCUGGAUAGAGAAGAAAAUCCAUCUUAUAACAUUACUAUUACAGCUGAAGAUGAAGGAACACCUCCAAUGUUAACUAUGAAAACAUUAUAUAUAACAGUUCUAGAUGUAAAUGACAACCCACCCGUCUUUAGUAAACCAUUAUAUAUAUCAUACAUUCCAGAACAUACACCAGCUGGAACCUCAGUACUUAAUGUUUGUGCAUCAGAUUUGGAUGACAAUGAAAAUGCUCGCAUCACAUAUUCAAUCAGUAGCACAAAUAUUGAUAACAUUCCAGUGUCUUCAUACAUUUCCAUGAACUCAAUCACUGGGGUUAUUUAUGCUCAGAGAUCUUUUGAUUAUGAACAGUUACGUGAACUUCAGUUCCAGUUAGUGGCUAAAGACAGUGGAUCUCCUUCUCUCAGCACUAACGUCACCGUAAGGAUAUGUAUAAUAGAUAAGAAUGAUAAUGCUCCAAAGAUUCUCUACCCAUCGCCUGACAAUGAGGAUUCUACAUUAUUUGAAUUUAUUCCUCACACUGCCGAAAAAGGUUAUCUAGUGACUAAAGUGAUUGCAGUGGAUGCUGAUUCUGGACAUAAUGCUUGGCUUUCUUAUCACCUAAUACAAGUUCCUGAUCCAACUUUAUUUAACAUUGGUCCACACAAUGGUGAAAUCAGAAUAGGACGAGACCUUCAGUAUAUAGAUUCUUUAAGGCAAAAGAUUGUGGUCCUUGUGAAAGAUAAUGGACAACCCUCUUUGUCCUCUACGGUCACCUUGAACUUAGUUGUGGCUGAAAACUUCCAGGAGGGAAUACCAGAGAUAAAACAUAAACCCAGUACUGUAGAUAUUUCAUCAAAUGCAACAUUCUAUCUAAUAAUAGCAAUAGUUCUUAUUUCUGCUUUAUUCAUUUUGUCAGUGAUGAUUAUAGCAAUUUGUGUAUUAUUUUGCAGACAAUAACCACAAAUACUGUUCAAUGGCUGGACAAUUGUCACAAAGCUGUCCUUCUCUCCUCACACUAAAGCUGCUAUAAGCAAAGAGACUGCCAGACUGUACCAGACUGCAAGAAAGUUUGUUGCAGGGCACACAUUUUACUUUGAUCACAAUUAUACAUUAAUCAUGGUGAUCACAUGA
Molecule: messenger RNA, 2304 nt
Organism: Nanorana parkeri
Lineage: Eukaryota; Metazoa; Chordata; Amphibia; Anura; Dicroglossidae
Product: protocadherin gamma-B5-like
Exons: 3
Biological process (GO): homophilic cell-cell adhesion
Cellular component (GO): plasma membrane
Molecular function (GO): calcium ion binding
Source: RefSeq, a predicted model, not a curated record